AGGCAUUGGACAACCCCUGGCUCUUUGACUCCAGGCACCUCUAGGGAGUAGAUGCCUGCGGCAGCCGUUACCCAGGGUGUUCCCCUCAACCUGGGGGCCCUGCCUGGCUCCAGCCUCCCACUGCUGGUCCACCCGCUCCACACGGACUACUGUAGGCUAGGGGAACACAGCAGGGGCAGGGCACUCAUUGUCAUAGGGAAAAAGCUGGUCAGCGAAAGGAGCAUUUUCUCAAACCCUUCCCUCUUCACCCGAGGCAGUCAAGGAGGAGCCAUUGCAAGUCAGCUAAGUGAGUUGUCUUCGUACCAGUCUUCCUGUGGAGGAGUGACCCCUGAGAGAAUCCUCACCUGCUGGUCUGAGACUCAGAGCUGUGCUACAGGCCUCUCUACUGAACAGAGCUCCCUGUACUCAUGGAGAUACGAUGAGUUUGACAGAGUGAACACCCAGCGUGUGCGUCAGCUAUUCAGUGAUGUGGACGAGCUGCUGUAUGAAGGGAGGGUGAACAGCAGCUCCCUGGGACUGCAGGAGGAGUGUCAGGAGUGGAACGGACACUCCCCACACCUCAGAAUUCUGGGUAAUCAGCUGGAGUCGCCCAAUCAGGAAGGGUUUCAGUACGUACACAGGAGAGUGGUGGCCAGUGGAGGGAGAGGGAAUGCAGUGCUGCCCCCGUGUGUGGACAAGAGGGAGAACUCUGGAGAGUUAUGUGUUGAAGGUCACAGUCUUUCCCCAACUCCCUGCACAUUGCAGGGGGAAACCCCUCUCUCCCACUCUCUCUGUGAUCACUCCUCCCUUCUACAAGAAGAGGUCUAUGAGGCAGAGGGAAGGAUGGAGGAAUUUCUUGCCUAUGAUGCCAAAGAUACGGAGGAUGAGUGGGUGGGUCAGAGAGGAGUCUGGGGAUCUGUGGGGGCAGCAGGGAGGUCCGGGGUACCCCCUGUGUCUCCCCACACCUGUAUCAGGGAGGCCGUGGCUGACGAGGCCUUUGAUGACAUGUGGAGGGAGGUGGUGAAUUCUCUGGGGGAGCUCCUCCACAAACACUGGCAGAGACAAAUCACGGGUCAAAGAGGAGUGUUGGAGGCUCUUGGUGGAGUCUUGGGUGAUCCCUCUCUCCACAUCAACAGUAAAUGUCAGCGUGUUCCUCUCUCCAGGGGCUCCAACACACGUAGCAUGCUGCUGUGGUCCAACUGUUGCCCCACUACACAGGCCUCUCAGGUAUCAAGUACCUUCAAGCUGAAUUUAAACGGUGUUAUGACAAUCCAAGCUAAGCCUCUUCAACAAAGACAACACGGAUUUGCAGAGAAGUCUCAUUGUGAUCUGGAGGACAGACCCAGCAGAGCUCCUGCCCCCACUGUGUCUCCAUCCAGGAGAGCAUGUAGUACGCCCUCCCACAGAGCCCCAGGCCCAGCCCAGCGAGGCCUGCCCCUGCCCAGGCUCCAUAUCUGCUCCAGACCCAGCUCCACCUCCAGAAGUACCAGCUCCAGGGGCAGGGCCAGGAGCUGCCUCAGCCCCAGACACACUGUCCCCAGACACCAGGUCAUCAGAGGAACCAGACUGACCACAGUGACUGAAGGACAGCCGUCCCCAAUCCUCAGUUCAAUACAGAACCAGAGGCUCCUCCCCCUCCUCCAUGCUGACCAAUCAGAGCUGGAGCCCUCCGUGUGUACUGCUGCACCCAUGCAGCUCAGGGGGAGGAUUCUGCAAGGAGGACAUGCCACUGUACCCAUCUCUAUCCUUCCACCCCUCAGAGAGCCCACUCUGCUGUUGGAGUCCCUGUCUCGUCCCAACACCACACACACACUCCGGUCAGACACACCCAUGAAGCAAUUGUUCACUCCCAUGGAUUUCACCUGCCACAUGAAGACUGGGAAAGGACCUCACCCAGGUGACUAUGCUCUGAUUGGAGUGACAGGCUUUGGCGUGGGUAUCACCUGCUCCGCCUCGAACGGCUUCUACGAGAGCACCAUGGCAACGAGGAGACGCCAGCGCCCGCCAUCCUCCUCUGUGGAAGGAGAGAGUGGGACCGAACCACUGCUCUUAGGUGUUCCUCAUCAACGUAAAGUGUUUGGUCGGUUUCCUGGUCAUGUGAAGAAGAGACUCCAGGUGGUGUUGUCAUAGCAGCACAGUCCAGACAGGAAGACCAGAAUGCAUCAGGAACACCAACACUUGGAAUUAAUGGGUGUGACUAGAUGAAGUACAGCUACGGUGAGAUUUACCAUUGAACUAACACAAGAGUUUGGACUUACGUUUUGAAGCCAGAUGAUGAGUCGGAGUUGGAGAUCACUUUUCAUUGCUAUGGCGAUAGCUAGCUAGCCUCCCUGACAGUGCUAUCUAGAGGUAGGACCGCAAUGUGCAGAUAACGGGUGGACAAUAAGGACAAGGUUUUAAUUUGAAAAGACCACAGCAUUUAGCAGGACAAAUCUGCUGGUUAUAUUGUAUAUCUGCCGUUUUAAUUAGAUACAUUGUAGUUUAUGUGCCAAGAGCCAUUACAGGAUAGGAUAAAUGUGAUUAAAUACAUUGUCCACUACUGUUUGUUUACCUAAUGUCGAUUUUGCAAGCUAGCUAGCAUUGUGAAGCAGUGUCUAUGCAUACAAGCAACCGUACGCUGAUAUUUCAUCCAAAAAAACGAUCAGCAGUGAAAUAUUGAUUGUUACUUUGCAUAGCAGUGCUUGAGGUGUCACUACCCAGGUUAAAUCCCAUGCUGUGUCGCUGCCGGCUGCGACUGGGAGACCCAUGAGGCGGUGCACAAUUGGCCUAGCGUCGUCCGGGUUAGGGGUUUGGCCGGCCGGGAUGUCCUUGUCCCAUCACGCUCUAGCGACUCCUUGUGGCAGGCCGGGCACCUGCAAGCUGACUUCGGUCGCCAGCUAGACAGUGUUUCCUCCGACACAUUGGUGCGGCUGGCUUCCGGGUUAAGCGAGCAGUGGGUCAACAAGCAGUGCGGCUUGUCAGGGUCGUGUUUCGGAGGACGUAUGGCUCUCGACCUUUGCCUCUCCCGGGUCUCUACGGUAGUUGCAGCGAUGGAACAAGACUACCAUGAAAAAGGGGUAAAAAAAGUAAUUAAAAUAAAAAGGCGAUGUCAUGUCAUGUAGGCGAUGUCAUGGCGACGUUGGCUAGCUAAGCUCGUGCAGAAACACAUCAGGUUUAAAGGUCGUCACGUGCCGAACUGCGCAUGUGCAUGCCAUCAAAUCAAAGGGACUCCUUCAAUAAAAAAGUAUUUUUGACUAAAAUGAAAACGUGUCACUUUCACGUGGUUGGAGUAAUAACAUGUUCAACUACUUAAGACAUUGUCUCAAAUAUAAAUUGUGCCUUUAGAUUUUGAGAAAACUACAGAAGAAUUUUUCACUUCUCUCAUGGACCCCAAACCCUGACCUGGUCUGCUUGGUCUUCUAUAAACCCCAAACCCUGACCUGGUCUGCUUGGUCUUCUAUAAACCCCAAACCCUGGCCUGGUCUGCUUGGUCUUCUAUAAACCCCAAACCCUGGCCUGGUCUGCUUGGUCUUCUAUAAACCCCAAACCCUGGCCUGGUCUGCUUGGUCUUCUAUAAACCCCAAACCCUGGCCUGGUCUGCUUGGUCUUCUAUAAACCCCAAACCCUGGCCUGGUCUGCUUGGUCUUCUAUAAACCCCAAACCCUGGCCUGGUCUGCUUGGUCUUCUAUAAACCCCAAACCCUGGCCUGGUCUGCUUGGUCUUCUAUAAACCCCAAACCCUGGCCUGGUCUGCUUGGUCUUCUAUAAACCCCAAACCCUGGCCUGGUCUGCUUGGUCUUCUAUAAACCCCAAACCCUGGCCUGGUCUGCUUGGUCUAGUUCGCAAGCAUUCCCGGAAGUCUCGCGAUGUUGCACAUGUGGUGAUAUCCAACUCAGACUCAUCAUCUGGCUUCAAAACGUAAAUCCUAACUCUUGCGGUAGUUCAAUGGUAAAUCUCAUCCGUAGCUGUAUUCUAUGUAGUUAUAACCGGAAUUUAUGGAAACAACAGGAAGAAAGGUCCAAUUGGAUUUUCAUUUGGCUAAAUUAUUCUCAAUGCAAUAUUUUUUGUUAUUACAUUGAUUGAUGAAACCAUAACAUUUAUCCAGAUUAUUAGCUGCUUCUUAACACAACAUGGCAUUACUAAAUCUAAAUUCAAUGUGGCUAAAUACAUUUGCUAAAUGAGCCACGUUAGGAGGAAAAACAUGAACUAGGUCCUACUUGUAUGUUUUCUACAGAGAUGUCAGUGUCUUGAAUACCCUAGGUUUUUCAAGGAAUGAUCAUUCAUUCAAAUAUUAUUUUGAAAUUGUAACAAUAUAAUUUUGUUAUGCAAUAAAUGGCUAUUUCUGUUA
Messenger RNA from Salvelinus fontinalis (brook trout), 4305 nucleotides. RefSeq names its product family with sequence similarity 149 member A (gene fam149a). Lineage: Eukaryota; Metazoa; Chordata; Actinopteri; Salmoniformes; Salmonidae. The coding region runs from base 52 to 2109 and encodes 685 amino acids. The transcript has 15 exons. The record is from RefSeq and is a predicted model, not a curated record.